UAACAGGUGUGAACAUGAUUCACCAUAUGAAUACAAGCCGAGUCCGUAUUAGCAGUUGAGUAUACUCCGACUCCGCAUUCCACCGCCGACUUAAACACCAGCUAACAACAACCUAUCCACUGCCCCCCAACCAGCAGCUACCAUAUUACGGGAUUCGCAACCACAACCACAACCACAACCACAACCACAACCACUGUUGUUCAAGCAUUAACCCCAAAUUUCCCCAACCCAACCACCACCGACACCAAUAGCAAUGUUGCCGGAAUGACGAAGGAGGAGACGGAAAAUUCGUGGAAAGUAAUAGAUGGUGAAGCGUGAUGGUGAAGUAGUGAUCUGUUACAUUAUGAUUUGAACUCACAACAAACAUCACAAUUCACAUCACACUCUACGUCUCUACCUUACCUCCCCCGCUCAUAAAUCACAAUGAAACUUGAUACUUAAACUGUUCUGCUUCAGAAAGAGAAGAUCUGAAAACUUGGAAGAAAUCAGAUGAUGAAGCGAAGAUCAACAAGUUUCCAGAAUCGAUCUUCUCAUCAUCAAUAUUGGAAACGGAGUUUGUUAUUUGUGAUUGUGCUAUGUACUUCUAUUUGCGUUGGUAGCUUUGUUCUACUUGAAAUUAAUCGACCCAACAUCAAUUUGUUCAUGCCCUUUCCGAAUCUCUUUACCCAAAAACCUAAGAUUGCAUUCCUUUUCAUUGCUCGCAAUCGUCUUCCUCUUGAUUUCGUCUGGGAUGCCUUUUUCCGGGAAGACAAGGACAAAAGGUUUACAGUGUUUGUUCAUUCAAGACCUGGGUUCCUGUUCAACAAGGCAACAACAAAGUCCCUGUAUUUUCUAAACCGUCAAGUCAAUGAUAGUGUACAGGUAGAUUGGGGAUCAGCUAGCAUGAUUCAGGCAGAGCGACUUUUGCUUGAAAAAGCACUUGUUGAUCCAGCUAAUGAGCGGUUUGUUUUCCUGUCAGAUAGCUGUGUACCUCUAUACAACUUUAGCUAUACAUAUGAUUAUAUCAUGUCAACAUCUACCAGUUUUGUCGACAGUUUCUCCGACACAAAGGGGGGACGUUACAAUCCAAAGAUGCAAUCCAUUGUUCCCGAAAGAAAUUGGCGUAAAGGUUCUCAGAUACAGUGGGUUGUGCUGAACAGGAAACAUGCUGAAAUUGUCCUAAAAGACGAAACUGUUUUUCCGGUAUUUCAGCAGCAUUGCCAGAGAAAGUCACUCCCAGAAUUUUGGCGCGAACAACCCUUUCCAGUUGACACAUCCAAGCAGCACAACUGCAUACCAGAUGAACAUUAUGUCCAAACAUUACUCGCUCAAGAAGGCCUUGAAGGAGAGAUAACAAGAAGAUCUUUGACGCAUACAGCUUGGGAUCUUUCAGCCUCUAAAGACCGUGAAAGACGUGGAUGGCAUCCAGCAACUUACAAAUUUUCAGAUGCAACCUCUCAGCUAAUUCUCUCUAUUAAGGAAAUAGAUAACAUCUACUAUGAGACUGAAUCUCGAAGAGAAUGGUGCAGUAGCAAGGGUAAACCCUCCCCUUGCUUCCUCUUUGCAAGAAAGUUCACUCGACCUGCUGCUAUUCGUAUACUUAAUUUGUCUCUACCAAGUAAGUAGCCAGAGAGAUGGAAAAGGAGGAUUUUGAUGUAUGAAUUUCAAGACAUUAGGAGCUCGUUGUGUUGAAAAUUGAAGGACCAUCAAGAAGUUGGUUAGAGGCAAGCUAUCCCAACACCUCACUAAGAGAGAGUAGAGAAGAAAAACUCUGACGAAAACUAAUAUCUUCUAGAAGUGUAUUAUAAGAAUUUUUGUAUAAAAUCACAGUUAAUCUCUUUGAUUAAAUGACUCUAUGCUUUGUUAUUA
This is a messenger RNA of Spinacia oleracea (spinach), 1848 nucleotides long. RefSeq names its product glycosyltransferase BC10. Gene Ontology annotation, molecular function: glycosyltransferase activity. Gene Ontology annotation, cellular component: membrane. Lineage: Eukaryota; Viridiplantae; Streptophyta; Magnoliopsida; Caryophyllales; Amaranthaceae. The record is from RefSeq and is a predicted model, not a curated record. The transcript has 11 exons. The coding region runs from base 490 to 1605 and encodes 371 amino acids.